Molecule: messenger RNA, 1826 nt
Organism: Cyphomyrmex costatus
Lineage: Eukaryota; Metazoa; Arthropoda; Insecta; Hymenoptera; Formicidae
Product: inositol-tetrakisphosphate 1-kinase
Exons: 5
Coding region: 490-1599 (369 amino acids)
Biological process (GO): inositol trisphosphate metabolic process
Cellular component (GO): cytoplasm
Molecular function (GO): inositol-3,4,5,6-tetrakisphosphate 1-kinase activity; magnesium ion binding; inositol-1,3,4-trisphosphate 5-kinase activity
Source: RefSeq, a predicted model, not a curated record
UCAAAUACCAACUACUCGAAAGUCGAAAACUGUUCGAAGGAGCGCGUGUUUACUUGGCGAUCACGCACGUCCGAUAAGAGAUACACUUCCGGCGGCAUGUGCAGCGUGUGCUGUGCAGUGUGCGAAAGGUAAACAAUAGGAUUGUCGACGACGAGUAACGUACGACGAGACGAGCAGAGCAGAGGAGACAAUCGAGAACAACCGAGAGGACGGACAUUUCGAUUUUUCGGCGAAGAGGUGUCACCUCGACGACGGCAAUCAAGGGACAAUCGUAGGGAUACGGCAAGUCACUACAGCGCGGUAGAACCUAACCUCGUUUCGCCACCACGCUGCCCAAGUAUGAGCCGGACCUCGCGGAGAAUCGUCGGAACGGUGCCGCGAGGAUGAGAGCUGCCGACCGUCUCGUUCCAGGGACAUACAUACGCGAGGAACGAGUGUCGUCGAUCGAGCGCCGAUCCGCACGUGGUCGGUGAUCGGUGUCAGCGCGGCAUGGCCAGCACGAGCGAGGAAGGAAGAAUGUGCGACAAGUGCGUCAUCGGUUACUGGGUGCCCGAGAGAAAACGACAGAAGUUCAACUGGACCGAUUUCGAGAACAUAUGCGAGUCCGAGGGGUUCCGGUUGAAAAUGAUUGAUGUGAAUUUAAGUUUCGAGAAGCAGGGACCACUACACGUUUUCUUACACAAGCUGACAGAUAUGCAGUCACAUGCAGAGAGUGGAGAUAAAAAUGCUGAAGAUAUUGUUUUGCGACUUCAAGAAUACAUUGCCAAACAUCCAGAUCUGAUUAUUAUCGAUCCUCUGGACAAUAUUAGAAACUUAAGUAAUCGAUGUAAAUCUUACGAAUUUAUACAAGAAGGCAUUCGGUUUAAAGUUUUAUUUUUUUCAGAUAUAUUUACUCCUAACUUUGUAGAAAUGAAGAGCAAAAAUGUCCAUGAAAUAGCAUCAACAUUAAAAAAGCGUGGCAUCAAAUAUCCAUUUGUUUGUAAGCCGCUUAUUGCAUAUGGCUCGAGUGAUGCGCACAAGAUGACGAUUAUUUUUAACGAAAGGGACUUGAAAGACUGUCAACUACCUUGUGUUGCUCAGGAUUUCAUUAAUCACAACGCUAUUUUGUAUAAAUUAUUUGUGGUGGGCGAUCGUUUUCACGUAGUCGAACGCCCCAGUUUUAAAAACUUUUACGAAGAAGACUGUAAUUUGUUGAGUACAAUAUUCUUCAACUCGCACGAUAUAUCGAAAAGUUGCAGUAGAUCUAAGUGGUCUAUACUGUCCGAAGAAGACAUUCCUUUAACUGUGAAGCCAAAUUACCAAAUAUUUGAAACAAUUGUUAAGAAUAUUCGAGAGAUAUUUGGUCUUAUUCUAGUUGGAAUAGAUGUUGUAAUUGAAAAUCAUACAGGGAAGUACGCGAUAAUAGAUGUUAAUGUAUUUCCUGGAUACGACGGCUACCCGAAUUUUUUUCAACAUUUAAUAGAUAGUAUAAAAAAAUUGUUAGUAGAGCGAGAAAGUGUCAGACAAAUCUCCAAGGGUUGUACAUUGAAAAAGUGUCAGAGCGAUGAUCUAGACUCUGGCUUUGAGAGUGACGAGAAGAAGAAAUAUUCUACAAAGUGAAUAUGUACUAUGUGAUGGUUAACGUUAAUUUUAGAAUAAGCUAUAUUAGAGUAUUAAUCGCGGCGGUAGUAUCAGUAUCGGCAUUAUUUUGUAUUUGUCUAUACAUUUUUUAAAUGAAAUUCGGCUCUCUUAUAACUUCAUGCGUAUAAUUCUAUCAGGUAUAAUAAUUUUUUGAUAAUAAGUUUUGUAUUGCGAUCUUUAAAUUACACUUCGCGCAUUGCUAAUUU